Molecule: messenger RNA, 2334 nt
Organism: Pipistrellus nathusii (Nathusius's pipistrelle)
Lineage: Eukaryota; Metazoa; Chordata; Mammalia; Chiroptera; Vespertilionidae
Source: the annotation of a GenBank genome assembly
AUGAAUGCUAAUAAAGAUGAGAGACCAAAGUCCAAAAGCUACUAUUUUUACUUUUUUCAUGCCUUGAUGAUGUUAAGCAUGACCAUGCUGUUUCUUCCGGUCAUUGGAACUUCUAAGCAAAAUAUUCCACGGCUCAAGCUAACCUACAAAGACUUGCUGCUUUCAAAUAGCUGCAUUCCCUUCCUGGGGUCAUCAGAAGGACUGGAUUUCCAAACAAUUCUGUUAGAUGAGGAGAGGGGCAGGCUGCUGCUGGGAGCCAAGGACCAUAUCUUCCUGCUCAAUCUGGUUGACUUAAACAAAAAUUUCAAGAAGAUUUAUUGGCCGGCUGCAAAGGAGCGGGUGGAAUUAUGUAAAUUAGCUGGGAAAGAUGCCAAUACAGAAUGUGCAAAUUUCAUUCGAGUCCUUCAACCCUAUAAUAAAACUCACAUUUAUGUGUGCGGAACUGGAGCAUUUCAUCCAAUUUGUGGAUAUAUUGAUCUUGGAGUCUACAAAGAGGAAGUUAUGUUCAAACUAGACACACACAAUUUGGAGUCCGGCAGACUGAAAUGUCCUUUUGAUCCUCAACAGCCUUUUGCUUCAGUAAUGACAGAUGAAUACCUCUACUCUGGAACAGCUUCUGAUUUCCUUGGCAAAGAUACUGCAUUCACGAGGUCCCUUGGGCCUACUCAAGACCACCAUUACAUCAGAACUGACAUUUCAGAGCACUACUGGCUCAAUGGUGCCAAAUUUAUUGGGACUUUCCCCAUCCCAGACACCUAUAAUCCAGAUGAUGAUAAGAUAUAUUUCUUCUUUCGUGAAUCAUCUCAAGAAGGCAGUACUUCAGAUAAGAUGAUUCUUUCUCGAGUUGGAAGAGUUUGUAAGAAUGAUGUAGGAGGACAACGCAGCCUGAUAAACAAGUGGACAACUUUUCUUAAGGCCAGAUUGAUUUGCUCAAUUCCUGGAAGUGAUGGGGCAGAUACUCAUUUUGAUGAGCUCCAAGAUAUUUACUUACUCCCCACAAGAGAUGAAAGGAACCCUGUAGUAUAUGGAGUCUUUACCACAACCAGCUCCAUCUUCAAAGGCUCUGCUGUUUGUGUGUAUAGCAUGGCUGACAUCAGAGCGGUUUUUAAUGGCCCAUAUGCUCAUAAGGAAAGUGCAGACCAUCGCUGGGUGCAGUAUGAUGGAAGGAUUCCUUACCCCAGACCUGGAACUUGUCCAAGCAAAACCUAUGACCCACUGAUCAAAUCCACCCGAGAUUUUCCGGAUGACGUCAUCAGUUUCAUCAAGCGGCACCCUGUGAUGUAUAAGUCAGUAUAUCCAGUUGCAGGAGGACCAACAUUCAAGCGAAUCAAUGUGGAUUACAGGCUGACGCAGAUUGUGGUGGAUCACGUGGUGGCAGAAGAUGGCCAGUAUGAUGUAAUGUUUCUUGGAACAGACAUUGGAACGGUCCUAAAAGUUGUUAGCAUUUCAAAGGAGAAGUGGAAUAUGGAAGAGGUAGUACUGGAGGAGUUGCAGAUAUUCAAGCACUCAUCAAUCAUCUUGAACAUGGAGUUGUCUUUGAAACAGCAACAAUUGUACAUUGGUUCCCGAGAUGGAUUGGUUCAGCUCUCACUGCAUAGAUGUGACACUUAUGGGAAAGCUUGUGCAGACUGUUGUCUCGCCAGAGACCCCUACUGUGCCUGGGAUGGAACUUCAUGCUCUCGAUAUACACCCACUUCAAAAAGGCGAGCUAGACGCCAAGAUGUUAAGUAUGGAGACCCAAUCACCCAGUGCUGGGACAUAGAAGAGAGCAUUACUCACGAAGCUGCUGAUGAAAAGGUGAUUUUUGGCAUUGAAUUUAAUUCAACUUUUCUGGAAUGUAUACCUAAAUCCCAACAAGCAUCUAUUAAGUGGUAUAUCCAGCGGGCAGGAGAGGAACACCGAGAGGAGUUGAAACCCGAUGAAAGGAUCAUCAAAACAGACUACGGGCUACUGAUCCGGAGCCUGCAGAAGAAGGACUCUGGGAUGUAUUCCUGCAAAGCGCAGGAGCACACGUUCAUCCACACCGUGGUGAAGCUGACCCUGAACGUCAUUGAGCACGAGCAGAUGGAGAACACGCAGAGGGCCGAGCACGAGGAGGGGCAGGUCAAGGACCUGCUGGCCGAAUCGCGGCUGCGAUACAAAGACUACAUCCAGAUCCUCAGCAGCCCCAACUUCAGCCUGGACCAGUACUGCGAGCAGAUGUGGCACCGGGAGAAGCGGCGGCAGCGCAACAAGGGCGCCCCCAAGUGGAAGCACAUGCAGGAGAUGAAGAAGAAGCGGAACCGGAGGCAUCACCACCACGGAGAGGGGCUGCCCAGGGCGGUGGCCACGUAG